Molecule: messenger RNA, 1167 nt
Organism: Candidozyma auris
Lineage: Eukaryota; Fungi; Ascomycota; Pichiomycetes; Serinales; Metschnikowiaceae
Product: glucose-induced degradation complex subunit
Exons: 1
Coding region: 1-1167 (388 amino acids)
Biological process (GO): proteasome-mediated ubiquitin-dependent protein catabolic process
Cellular component (GO): nucleus; cytoplasm
Molecular function (GO): protein binding
Source: RefSeq, a predicted model, not a curated record
AUGACGACAAGUUCUGCAAAACAAGAUACCGAGAAUGUUUUGGUGCAACCUACCGAAUCGGGCCACAGAAGCUCAACUCAUGACCAGAUUCCUAUCCGAAAAAUCAACAAAUUGAUUUUAAACUACUUUAUUCAGGAGGGUUUUCCAAAUGCUGCCUUGAGUUUCUCCAAAGAAGUUCAAAUCGAUUUAAAGCAUGAUGACGAGCCUUGGUCUCGUCAAGGGAAAGACGCCAAUCAGUUUCUUCACACUCCAAAAAAUAAUACUCAGGAAUUCAUUGAAGCAAUUACCAAAUAUUUGGAUUCUCUGAGCAUCACCCCAGAGAAGGAGGAGAUAGCUACGAAGUUACAUGAGAAGGAUACAAUCAAGGGCUACUCGUCAAUACAAAAGCGAAAACAGAUCAAGUAUUUGAUUUUAAAGGGUGAUAUAACCCUGGCGAUUGCAGCCAUCAGUACCCAUUUUCCUACUGUGCUUGAUUCCAAUAACUUAUUACUUUUCAAGCUCCUAAGACUCAACUUGAUAGAAAUGAUAAGAGCGCAUAAGUUGAAGAUGAGCUAUCUAGAACAAGAGGACGCUGCUGCUGAAAGGCAGUUUUUGGACGAUGUGCUAAUGUUUGUCAGAAAGAAUCUCAUAAGCAAAGUCACGCAGUCUUAUGAUUUGAUAAAAGAACUUGAAAUGACAAUGAGUUUACUUUGCUUCAACUUUGAUCCAAGGCGCCCGAUUCAAGAGCUGAGUGACCUUCCGGAGGACUUGAAGCAGCUCUUUGACCUCUCUCUUCGUGCUGAUUGCUACAAAGUCGUCAACAGAGUCAUCCUUGAUUUGGAGAAUGCAGAGCAGGACUCUCUUCAAUACAAGAGGCGAGAGUUUGCGACGUUUGAUGCUAGUAAACUCGCCAACAUGGAUGCACCUCCACCUUUAAAACCAAGAGAGGACAUUGAUAUGGAGGAUACUGAUGCAUCUAGAGAUCUUGAUGAUGUCAUUCCCAAGGACUUCCCAGAGAAAGACUCCGUGUUGGCCCCGUCGACCUCAAAGUCUUCUGACGAGCUGCCUGGACAGCUAGAUUCUCGUCUUGAAACGAUUGCUAAGCUAUGGGUAAUGACAGAAAGGGUGUUGGUAGAUAAGAACAUUAUUCCGCAAAGAAAAUACGAGAGCGAUAAGAAAUGGCUAUAG